Molecule: messenger RNA, 2566 nt
Organism: Sardina pilchardus (European sardine)
Lineage: Eukaryota; Metazoa; Chordata; Actinopteri; Clupeiformes; Clupeidae
Gene: creld1b
Product: protein disulfide isomerase Creld1
Exons: 12
Coding region: 153-1559 (468 amino acids)
Molecular function (GO): calcium ion binding
Source: RefSeq, a predicted model, not a curated record
UGAAAGGUGGGGCACACAAUGAAAUUAUGAUAAAGGAUUUAACGGAGCUAUUUGUAAACAAUAGCAGCUGAAAGCAGCUAUUAAUUUUGAUGCAAUUACGUGCAUACGUUUUGACGUAAUUUAGACAACUGCAAGUGGCGGCGACAGAAGUCAUGGCAUGGUCAUAUUCUCUCCUGCCUGCCCUGGCAUUGAUGCCCCUCGCUUAUGUGAUGACGGUGCACACGGCGCCCUGCCAAACAUGCCGAAAACUCACUCAGAGCUUCAUAAAGGGUAUUGAGCGAACAGCUAACAAGAACUUUGGCGGUGGGAACACAGCUUGGGAGGAGGAAAAGCUGGCGAAAUAUACUCGCAGGUGUUCUAUCGGGAUAAGGUCAGGACUCUGUGCAGGCCAGUCAAGUUCAUCUACACCAAACUCUGUCAUCAUGUCUCUGUCACCCACGUCAUUAAGCCUUGGUUCAGCUUUGGGUUUGGAUCGGAAAGGGACGAUAUCAUCUAAGAUCAUUUUGAAAAUGGAGUAUAAAAGUGAUACCAUUAAGCGUGAAACCCGUCUAUUGGAGAUUGUGGAGACAAUUUGUGAGAAGACUGACUUUGAGUGCAACAAACUACUAGAGCAGAUAGAGGACCAGGUGGAGACAUGGUGGUUCCACAGGCAACUGGAGGCUCCAGAUCUUUUUGAGUGGCUAUGUAUCCAGGAGCUUAGACUGUGCUGUCCUCCAGGACAGUUUGGGCCUGACUGUGCACAGUGUCCCUCAGGACCUCAUGGUGUGUGUGGAGGUCUGGGGCGCUGUGAAGGCGACGGAACCCGUCUUGGAGACGGAGAAUGUGUGUGUGACCCCGGGUACUCGGGACCCCUCUGCCAAGACUGCGCUGAUGGCUACUACAGAGAGAAGAGCUCAAAUGGAACACAGCCCCCUUGUUCAGCAUGCUUCCACACAUGUCGAAAGUGUACAGGGCCACAUGAUUACAGUUGCCUUGAUUGCAAAUCAGGAUGGAUACUUCAUGACCACAAAUGUAUAGAUGUGGAUGAAUGUGGCACGGAGCUUGCUCGCUGUCCAUCUAAUACUUACUGUUUCAACACAGAUGGAUCUUAUGAGUGCAGAGGUUGUGAUCAAUCUUGUGUGGGCUGCAUGGGCAGUGGUCCAGCUAGAUGCAAGAAGUGUUCUAGGGGUUAUAAGCUUCAUGGGGCCAAGUGCCUUGAUGUUGAUGAGUGCAAUGAGCGUGCUAUUGCAUGCCCAGGUCUCAAUGAGGCCUGCAUAAACGAGGAGGGUUCGUUCCGCUGUGAGUGUGCUGAGGGAUUCAUUCGAAGAGACAGUAUAUGUGUGGAAAAUAUACUACCCACUGGGCCAGAGAAGGGAUUAUUUGAUGACAUGACAGAUGACGAAGUCUUGGUCUUGCAGCAGAUGUUUUUUGGUGUGGUCAUCUGUGCCCUUGCCACAUUGGCAGCAAAGGGCGACAUGGUCUUCACUGCUAUCUUCAUUGGUGGUGUCGCAGCCAUGGCUGGUUAUUGGAUAUCAGAAAAGGGGGACCGCAUGUUGGACGGGAUACUUAAAGGACGUUAACUCGGUGAUUAAAAAGAACCUUGUAAAGACCUCUUGUAAAAGUUUCAGUUCGCAAGUAAAUGAAGUUCGGGUUUAGAACACGCUUUUAAGGAUGCAAAUCAAGCGCAUCUUUACUUUUGGUCGAUAUAAAAAUCUUGGUAAUUAUCAAAACCUGAGAAGAAGUAACUGUAUAACAUGUUAAACAUUUAGUGCUGCAAUUUGCCUGUUCAAGGUUGUGGAGAUUUCUUUUUUUUUUUAAAGUUUGAAACAUUUAAAAAUGACCCAGAAAUAUCAACAGAAUGUGAAGAAGCAACCGUUUUUGACAUAAUGUCGAAAACAUCUAUGCUCUGUGCUGAGACAUCCACUGAAGAUAACAUGCAAACUAGAUGUUCUUGCCCUGAAUCACCAUGUACCACCUGUGGCACUGUGUUGAAAAACAAUUCAAGUCAAUGGAAGAGUGACGGUUGGCUGCAACAACUCAAAGACUACAGAACUCUGCAUAGCACCUUCAAUGCCAGUGAUACAGAAGAGGUGGUUUGUUAAUAUAAAUGGGCCAGAAGUACUGUAACUAAGAAAAUGGAAAGAAGCAUCCUUACACAAUGUAUGGCUGGAAAAUGUGUCUUGGCCCACUGAUGGUUGGUUUUUAUUAUUAAACCAUCAAGUAUGCACUGCUCAUUCACAGGAGAGCAUUAAUAUAUUUUGGUAAAUUUACUCACGUCAGUAAGUUUCAUUAAAUCAAGUCAAGCAAUGUGUAGAUUGUUAGAGGGAAUAAUUGCUGCAUCUUUAAAGUUUGUUCAAUUUUGUCAUCAUUGACUUAAUAAAGAGAACACUAUGUUCAAUAAUGUCUUUUUUCCCUCACACUGGAAAUAGCUAACCAGAUCCAAAAAAACGUAAAAAUUAUUAAAAGGGCUUAAAUGGUGAUUUGUUUCCAUACAAAUUCAUUCUGCAAUUUAUGUAUUGAAGUUUUUAAGGGCAUAGGUUUCGUUUUUUUUUUUAUCACGGUUUAUUUAUUCAUUUUCAAAGCAUGA